AUGAGCAUAAUGUGCACAAUAGUGUCAGUUGUUUUGGCCUGUUCGCUACUGCUGGUAUCGAUCGCUUUUAUCGGUGCCAGCAGCCGUGGAGAUGACCGGCAAUUCGUGGAGCAGAAGCGAGAAGCGAACGAUCGUGCCGGAGUGUGGGAACUCGUUUCAGCAGCUACCGUUGCACCAAAGGCACCUGUCGAUAUGAUGAUGCGUUUCGGUGAAUUUAAAAGAAAGGCACAAAAGGCUGACGAAGAAGAUCCACUGAAGGCCGAAAACAGCCAUGUGGUGGUGCAGGUUUACUCGGUCGAUUCGGAUCAAGAAGUCGCAAACGAUUCAACCGGUACAGCGAUACGUACAUUGAAGGUGGAGAACUUCGUUACUCCGAAGGAACACAUGGAUGGUAAAUCGACGGAUCGAGUGGAGCGAAAGGUGCUUGCACCGGCAAGAAACGUUAAGGUGGAGUCGGAUGAAAAGGAGGAUUUGCUGUCGGAACAAUUCUUCGUCGACGAAACGGCUACGGGUCAAGAAUCAAAUACCCCGUCAGGCAGACGAGGGUACAGUCAAGGCUUUGGAAGUAAGAGACCAGCGGAAGAAAGAUUCGACCAGGAGCAGGAACAUCUUCCACCAAUGUUUUCCCAAUCAUCAUACGCAAAUCCACCACCAUUCUUCGACUACAACGAACAGACCAGUCAGCGUAUGUUGGAUGAGUUUUUCGCGCUGCGCAACCAAGACACAUUGGCCGCUCGUCGAUCAAAUUACGAUUGGGGCGAGGGACAGCUAAGAUCGAGAACGCUCGACGAUAUUAAGAGUCAAAAUCGAGCCUUCGCGACAUCGCGCAGGAAGACCCCGACUGACUUCGCCAAAGAUGAUGAUAUGAGUUAUGACCGGUAUGCUGACUAUGCCGAAGCAGAACAGCGGGCGGUAGGGUACACCGCACAGAAGCUUGGUCGCAAGCAGCGUGCAACACCCUCGACAGGUGGACAGACGCACGUACUCAACAAGGUACCGAUCGUGGCGUACGAUGGUGACGGAUCGAUGCCACCGAUGUACAAAUCCGACAACGCACAACGGUCACAGUUUGAGCGAUCCCGGUUCCACUACUCGCUGCCAUCGAUGGUGUACAACCCGUACGCCUGGGACCCGUACCACAUGAACAUGCUGCGGUUUCCACAGUGUAACGCCUGUCAGCAGAAUGCGCGGGCCCUGUGCUCCAAGUGUGGACUCUGUGCGGAUUGCUGUGCCCACAGCAAAUGUAGCUGCGGUUGUCUAAAUGGUUGA
Molecule: messenger RNA, 1269 nt
Organism: Anopheles marshallii
Lineage: Eukaryota; Metazoa; Arthropoda; Insecta; Diptera; Culicidae
Exons: 2
Coding region: 1-1269 (422 amino acids)
Source: RefSeq, a predicted model, not a curated record